Messenger RNA from Morchella importuna, 1482 nucleotides. RefSeq lists its product as uncharacterized. The transcript has 3 exons. Lineage: Eukaryota; Fungi; Ascomycota; Pezizomycetes; Pezizales; Morchellaceae. Bases 1 to 1482 code for a protein of 493 amino acids. The record is from RefSeq and is a predicted model, not a curated record.
AUGUUUACCAACUGGGCGUCUAUUGUUACUCAACCUCAGUCCGGAGCGGCUGGAACUAUCAUCAAGCCCCCAGCGCCUUUCCAAGGUCCUAAAGUCUUCCCACGUUACACCUCAACGCCUGAUGCGUCUGUAACAUCAUUCACUCCACCGGCCGAGUAUAAAUCUUUUUAUUCAUAUAUCCAAAGGAUUAAGAAAGCCACCGACGUUACAACUAGCCACCUCAACGCACUCGGUGUUUCAGUCGAGUAUGAUUUCCCCGUUGAGAAGAUGUUGCCCGAAGGUGAUUGGUUUCCAGCAGAGGACGAUAAAACGUUUUCAGAGAGAAAGAAAGAGCUCCUGAUAGCCAACAAUGAUGCUUUUGAUGUUUUGUCAAGGAGGAAUAAGACGAUUAGAUUGGGGCACAUGUAUCGAUUCUUUCAGGCAAUGGAAUUGCUAAAGCCGUAUUAUCCAACGGCACCUGUUCCGUCUGAUGUUGCUUCGAGUCAAAGCGAUAGCGAAGAAAAGUCCGAGCAAGGGAGUGGGAAACGGAAAGCAGAAGAAGAGGUCGAAGGUGGUGUAGAGAAAAAGGGGAGAGCCAGCGAAGAAUCAGCAGAAUCUGAUGCAAGUGUUAGCGAAGAGGACAAAAAAGAUGGCAAGAAGGAGAAGCCAGAGAAGUUUUCAAUGCCAGAGAAGUUCAGAGAAGAGCUGGUGAAAAAUUUCAUUGAGCCCAUAUGUUGGGGAUAUGGAGUGCGGGUUUAUGCUCCGAGAGCCCCUCCGAUAGUUUGCCUCCAAAAAUCCAAGUUCUUGGUGCAUUUGACGAAUUACAUCUACCUUACCCCUAAACUUCCCGCUGAAGCUCGUGCUGGGCUUGUUGAAGGGCCUGUAAUGGGAAUGCAGGUUCGUCAUGAGACAAGAUUUCGAUCUGCAGCUUAUGAGGCAGCCAGAAAGAAGAUGAAGACGACUGCUACUGUUUCUCGAAGAAUAGAUAUUCUUGAAGUCGGGCAGCUAGGAGUUGAUAAAAUGGAUAUUGAUGACGAAAAGGAUAAGGAUAAGGAUGAUGAUGACGAUGAAGAUGACACUAUGUUGGCAGAUGAUGUUAUAGGAAUUGCCCGAGAAGUUGCCGCUACACUCAGCAUAGCCCAAGAUAGAAGGAAGGGCCCUCGUCCAGGCAAAGAAGGCAAGACAGAAAAGAAAGUUCGAUACAGAGCCAUAGGCAAAGAAGAAAAAUAUCGAGAUGAUAUCUUCAUUAUGACUUCUCUCCACCAUCACGUCUCAAUCUCUCACGUCUCUGUCUCGCAGCCCUAUCUGAGAUACCUUGAGACAGGAAAGAUGCCAGAUUUCAAACACGAGUUUUUUCAAACAAAGGAAGGGAAAGACUGGGACAGACUUAAGAUUCAGAAAACUCGAUUCUGGGACCUCUUGGAUCCACAGGAGCGAGUAGAGGCCUGCUAUGCUUUUUGCGGUGUUCAAAACUGGCUGAGUAGAGAGGAGACGAAAAGAUAA